Eremothecium sinecaudum is the source of this 2364-nucleotide messenger RNA. It is a transcript of the gene ELG1, whose product is annotated as Elg1p. The transcript has a single exon. Gene Ontology annotation, molecular function: DNA binding. Lineage: Eukaryota; Fungi; Ascomycota; Saccharomycetes; Saccharomycetales; Saccharomycetaceae. Gene Ontology annotation, cellular component: nucleus. The record is from RefSeq and is a predicted model, not a curated record. Bases 1 to 2364 code for a protein of 787 amino acids.
AUGGACGAUCCUAAGGCGAAGAAGUCGGUUUCUUUGCAGUCGUUACUGAGCGGGUAUUCAAAGAAGGACAAGAAAGGGUCCAAAAUAGAACAAAAAUCAACUCCAUCUGUUGAAUCACGGUCCAAUACGAGCACUGAGCAAUCUGCAGAUGAAAUUGAAGAGAGUACUAUUGACCCGGAAUUGUUAUUUACUGAUCCGACUGAUGAAUUGUGUAUUUUGGGAGAUAAGUCAAGAAAGCGGAGCUUGACUGACCUUAUAAUGACGGAGAAGCCUCAUGAGGUUAUAACGAUUAAUGAUGAUGAGGAUGUGCAGUUAUCUGAUUAUAGGACUGCUGAAAGCGUUAGGGAUGUGAACGUGAAAUCAUUAAAGGAUGUACUGACAGGAGCGUACGGCAAGAAAAGGAAGACUGUAGUUGAUAAAGAAAAAACUGUCCAACAAGCCCAAGAGGAGCUUCUUAAGUCUUUCACGAAUACUAGAAAGAUCAUUUUAAAGGAUUUGUUUGUGCAAUAUCAGUCUGCUGACAAGAAUCAUGCUGACGGGGAAGAGUCGAAAGGUGUAUCACCGCAGCAUAAAUGCAAACGGCUAAACGAUAUCUCGAAACUAACAGAAGUCAAUGCACCCUGGCCAAAGCAUCAAAAUAUAAGUGAUUCUGAGGUACUGUUACAUAAACCGCUUUUUCUGACCCCGAAAAAGGUCGGUUUAUUUGAAGACCCGAAAUUUGUUAUUAGUGAAUAUGCAUCGUUAAACAAUAAGAACGAUGAUAAUGGUGUGCAGAAGUACACUGUUGAGUAUGAGGAUGGCUUUAAACCUUCGAAGACUAUUUGGACAGAAACAUUCAAACCCAAUGAGAUUGAAGAUGUGAUGAUUGCAACUAAAGUGAAGAAUUCUGUACGAACAUGGAUCGAAUCUGCAUUCAAUAAACUAAAGAAGCCUACAGAUAGAUCGCUCCUUUACCAGCGAGGGAUAAAUUCAGUAGAAGAUGAAUUUAAGGAUUUUAUUAUAGAUGAAGGAUCUGAUGAAAUCGAUGGAAAUUAUGACAGAUUAGAAAGAUUCGUACCUCUAAUGAUUCUGGCAGGAGAAACUGGUAAGUUUACAUUACUAGAGGUCAUUAUGAAUGAUAUUGGGGGUGAAAUUUUUGAAAUUAAUAGCAGUUCAAACAGAGGUAGGAAAAAUAUAUGGGAGAAUAUAAAAGAGUUCUCUACGACGCAUUUUGUCAAGAAUACAGGAUCAUAUGGAUUGAUUGUAUUUGAUGAUGCUGAUAUUAUAUUCAAUGAAAGAGAUAAAUUUUUCUGGUCAGCAGUGGAAAAGACCCUCUGUAUCAGCAGAAGGCCAAUCGUACUUACUUGCCGUGAUGUGAAUAACUUACCAAGCAAUUUUGUUCAAUUAGCAAAGGAACAAGGCUCCUUAUUUCAGGUUAAGAAGGUAAAAGUCGAUGCCAUUUUAAAGUAUCUGGAGACAUGUACAAAAAAGUUGAAUAUUAAGAUUUCAGAUAAUGUACUUCGACAAAUUAUCGAGGGCUCUAACAGAGAUAUUCGGUCUUGUAUUUUGCAAUUACAAUAUUUAUGCACCGCACCGGGCCAUAUAUCUGAGAAAGUUACGAAAACAGAGACUAAAAGUUACACUCAGCUUAUAGAAUAUAUCAGAGAUAUUGAAAGUUUAUCAGUUGCAGAUAUCUUGGAAGCAAGAACGUGGAAUAGGUCAUUUAUACCUGAUGAUGUCGAUGAAUCCUUAAUUAAUUCAAAAUGUACUUCUGUUCGCUACCAGUCAGAAGAAGAAUCAAUGAGACGUGAUUAUCUGCUUGAUUAUAGAACACAUUUGGUAGACAGCUUGCAUUCACCAUUGAAGAGCUUUGAAUUAAAUAUAGCAAAGUAUCUACAAAAAAAGCUGACUCAUAGACCUGAACAACAUCUCAGGAACGUAAAAAGGUUUUAUAGAACCUUCACAUACGAGGCAAUUAAGUUUUUGUCUUCCAGCAUUGUCAGAAACUCCAAUGGAUACGCUUCUUCCAGGCUGACAAGGAGUGCAAAGCGUACAAAUUAUCUUAUGGAUCCCGGAAGACGUCAAACUACUGAAGAAGCAGACUGUUCUGAUGCUUACUUUGAUUUUAUUUCUACUCAUACCGUAAGGCAGGUAUCACGAGACAUCAUGCCGUUCUUCCAUGUAUUUGCGACUAUAUCUCAACAAACUAGGUCUCAUAACAUGGCCUUAUAUAAACAGCGCAACGCAGCAAUGAAUCCAGAAGGUAAGCUAGGUACGGAUGAUAUCGUUGCUGAUUUGCUGCAAAAAGGUUUACUCAAGAAGCUGUAUUUCAGCUCUUCUCCUGAUAGGGUCAUUGAACUAUGGGAACAACAGGAGUGUACAUAA